AUGCAACUUGAUCUUAAUUCCAGUCUGGAUGAAGUCAUCCUGGCAAUUCAGAAUUGGAAAAGCAAUGACUUCCUUGGAUUUGCUCCAUGCUUACACAAGUUGUCAUGUCCACAAGCUCAUCCGGCCGACAAACAGUGUUUCCUUCUUGAGGUGCUUUGCACACAGGUCAAACUACUGCCACCAACUAUGGUCUCAGAACUUUUGCAAACGGUUUCGGACCCUGCCGUUUGGAUUUACUGUGAUCCAUCUCUGAGCUCAGCUAUGAUUAAUUUCCUAACUGAGUUGGCCGUGAAUUUCACCGCUUUACUGUCGGAUGUGUGUGAUAUCUGCGUUCAGUUGAUAUUAAUGAAACCCAUCGUUUCCAAUCCAAAGCAAUGUCGCAUCCAGGCUCCGAUUUGUUCAACGGUUGCCUUAUCCUUCACAGCCUCAUUGCUAUCCAUCGUACCACAGUCGGAAGCUACACUAACUGAUCGUAUCAUUAGCAAAUUCCCCGGUUGGAGAAAACCCUUGUCGGAACUGACUCUCGCUGCGUCCAACGUUCUCUGUUUAAUUGGUCCUCAGUCUGCCUCUCGGUGGCUUUCGAUUCCAAAUAUCUGUUCUCUACUCGGUACUAUAUUUAAGCUUAUAGUUGAUUUGGAACUCAGCCCAGAUCAUUCCUCGCACACGGUGCCCGAACAGCUUUCUCUCUCUUGUGAACCAGAAAACCUGUGUCCGUCUGCGCUACAGAAUCGUGUUUACGAGAUAGUAGAACAAAUUACCGCGAAAGAAGGAACUUCCGUAUCCAAGCUGGAGGUAUUGACAUGGAUAGUUAUGACCCAACUGCGCACAGUUUGCACCAGAGCCGCACCGAAUUCCUCGGAUACGAACAGUUUGGAUUGGUCUGUAUUGUGCUCCGUGUUCAAACGAAUGAGGUCUUUAUUCGCACAAUUUGUGUUGCCAGUGAACAUCCGGAUUGAAGCAUUUCCACUUCUCUGCCUUUAUACAGCCAGUCUCCGUGGUGGUCUAAUGAUCAACUGGACAGAGUUUCUUUGGAACACAAUCAAGGAUGAUCAACAGGAUUGUGGUACUCGUGUGACAGCAGUAGCAUAUUUGGCUUUCCUUUUGUCCCGCGUCCGCACAUGUCCUUCUGACCUGGUGAUUGAAUUACUCCAUGAUAUGACCCGUUGGUGCGUUGACUAUGUGUACCGACACCGUGGUCUGAUCAUGAUGACGAAUGAGGCCGAAUUACUGGUGACAGAACACCGGCUGUAUUACGCCGUGUGUCACGCAAUAUUUUACAUUAUUGUCCAACUUCAUGCAACACUUUUGGACAGUGAGUAUUAUCGUGCUAGUUGUGAAACUUUGCCCCUAGCACAAAUCAUGCUAUCCCCGCUAAAUCCUCUGGAAAAUACGCCUACGGAUUUGCGUUGGGCUUUUGAACGGAUCAUUCAUACGUAUCACCUCAGCUGUGCUUCAAGUCCUGUUUUCUCUAUCGUAGACCGGGCUUGCGGGGACGUUUUGCCCACCACUUUUGAUACUUGUUUGCUUACAGAUGUUCGACCUAGUCACCUAUUCUCUUUGCCAUUUCAGUUGAAACUUUGCCUAAUAAAACCAUUUGUACAACAUCUAUUUCGGGAUUUCGUCCUUGGUAAACGUUUCUCUGCCUCUACCGACGCCUCCUCAAAAACAAACACUGGACGGAAAUUGAAGCGAAAGCGUCAACGCAAACACUGGACGGAAAGUGAAGCGAAAGCGUCAACCGUAUCAAGGAGUUGA
This is a messenger RNA of Opisthorchis viverrini, 1755 nucleotides long. RefSeq lists its product as hypothetical. The record is from RefSeq and is a predicted model, not a curated record. The transcript has a single exon. Gene Ontology annotation, molecular function: RNA polymerase I core binding; RNA polymerase I general transcription initiation factor activity. Gene Ontology annotation, cellular component: nucleus. Gene Ontology annotation, biological process: transcription initiation at RNA polymerase I promoter. NCBI's taxonomy places the organism in Eukaryota, Metazoa, Platyhelminthes, Trematoda, Opisthorchiida, Opisthorchiidae. The coding region runs from base 1 to 1755 and encodes 584 amino acids.